GCUCUGGGCGGGUUCUCCUUCGUGGUGAACCGGGAGGGUUGGGUCGCGUUCGUGUCGGAGAACGUCCAGGAUGGGUUUUUCUUCAUGUUCAACCAGGAGGGUUGGGUCGUGUUCGUGUCGGAGAACGCUCUGGACGGGUUCUUCUUCGUGGUGAACCGCGAGGGCCGCGUCGUGUUCGUGUCGGAGAACGUCCAGGAUGGGUUUUUCUUCAUGUUCAACCAGGAGGGUUGGGUCGCGUUCGUGUCGGAGAACGCCCUGGACGGGUUCUUCUGCGUGGUGAACCGCGAGGGCCGCAUCGUGUUCGUGUCGGAGAACGUCCGGGAUGGGUUUUUCUUCAUGUUCAACCAGGAUGGUUGGGUCGCGUUCGUGUCGGAGAACGCUCUGGACGGGUUCUUCUUCGUGGUGAACCGCGAGGGCCGCAUCGUGUUCGUGUCGGAGAACGCCCUGGACGGGUUCUUCUUCGUGGUGAACCGCGAGGGCCGCAUCGUGUUCGUGUCGGAGAACGUGACGGGCUACCUGGGCUACGGGCAGGAGGAGCUGAUGAACUCCAGCGUCUACAGCAUCCUGCACGUGGGCGACCACGCCGAGUUCGUCAAGAACCUGCUCCCCAAGUCCCUGGGUACGGGGAAUCCGGGGAAAAUCCCGGACAAAUCCCGGAAAGAUCCGGGAAAAAUACGGGGAAAAUACGGGGAAAAUACGGGGAAAAUCCGGGGAAAAUCCGGGAAAAAUCCAAAAAAAUCCAGGGAAAAUUCAGGGAAAUACGAGGCCAUGCAGUGCUUCACCGUCAGCCAGCCCCGCACCUUCCAGGAGGAGGGGGAAGAUUUCCAGUCGUGUCUGAUCUGCAUCGCGCGGAGGCUGCCGCGCCCGGCGGCGCCGGCCCCCACCGAGUCCUUCGUCACCAAGCAGGACACCACAGGAAAAAUCAUCUCCAUCGACACCAGCUCGCUGCGCGCCGCCGGCCGGACGGGCUGGGAGGAUCUGGUCAGGAAAUGCAUCUACGCCUUCUUCCAGCCCCAGGGCCGCGAGCCCUCCUACGCCAAGCAGCUCUUUCAGGAAGUGAUGACGCGGGGCACGGCCUUCAGCCCCUCGUACCGCUUCACGCUGAGCGACGGCUCCGUGCUGAGCGCGCACACCAAGUGCAAGCUGUGCUACCCCUCGAGCCCGGAGCUGCAGCCCUUCAUCAUGGGCAUCCACGUCAUCGACAGGGAUCACGGGAUCCUGUCCCCCCAGGACGCCCCCGCGCCGGGCAUGGCCCUGCCCCGGGCGAAUCCCGGCGUUCCGCCGGCGCCGGGAAUGGCGCUGCUGCCGCCCCUCCCUCCCUCCAACGGCUCCGCCAUGGCCGGGACGCCCCCCUCGGGCCAGGGGAAUUUCGGGAAUCCUCUGGGAUCCAGCGUUGCCUUAAGCCAGACUCCCGGCAGUUCCCACCCGCUGGCGCACGGCGGCUCCCCCAUGCACAGCCCCGGCGUCGCGGCGCCGCCGUUCCUGUCGCCGCGGCACCGCGGCAGCCCGGGCUCCGUUCCGCGAUCCCGGGCUGCUCCCGGCAAUCCCUUCUCGCCAUCCGUGCACUCCCCGGCUUCAUCAUCCUCCUCAUCCUCCUCCUCCUCCUCGGGGAAUUCCCGGCCUUUCCCCAGCGCUCCCCUCACCGCGGCGCUGCCGGAGCCGCCGGCAAACGCGGCGUUUUUGAGGCAGCCGAGCUCCCAGGGCUCGCCCGGCCGCAAAGCCGACGCCAAGGACUCCAAGGAAAUCUCCUCCAUCCUCGGCGACAUCAUCCAGGGGGACGAGAAGCCCCCGGAGCCGGGAACGCCGCACGGACCCGAGGCGGGCGACGCCGGGAAGUGUCCCCAAGGCACGAGCCACCGGCUGGUGCAGCUGCUGGCCAGCACGGCCGAGCAGCAGCUGCGGCACCACGCCGAGGCCGCCGACGCCAAGGAGGCCGCGCUGGCGUGCGCCGGCGUGGCCGGGAUGGGCAUUCCCAAAGAUUUUCUGGAUUUGGCUUCCCAUUCCCAUGGAAUCCUGGAGAUCUGGAAUGCCUUUCGCACCGCGCAGUUCUCGGCCGAGCUGGAGCAGCUGGAGCAGCUCCUCCCCUCCCUGGACAAAGCGGCGCCGAUUCCCGGGAUCGCCCCCCUGGAGCGGAGCGAGCCGGGGCCGGCGCAGCCCCGAGCGCCCCCAGCUACAGGUACGGCACCCCCGUUCCCCCAAAUUCCCGGAGAUUCCCGGAAAAUCCCGGAAAAUCCUGGAAAAUCCCGGAAUUCCGGACGCGGAAAGGGCGGGAAUGCGGAGAAAUCCACACCCGGGGUCCCGGAGAGAGCCGAGAUUUUUCUGGGAUUUGGGGUCCAAAUGUUGGAAAUGAUCUGA
Messenger RNA from Passer montanus (Eurasian tree sparrow), 2355 nucleotides. Its product is annotated as nuclear receptor coactivator 1-like. Gene Ontology annotation, cellular component: nucleus. The annotation marks the transcript as partial. Gene Ontology annotation, molecular function: nuclear receptor binding. Gene Ontology annotation, biological process: cellular response to hormone stimulus; positive regulation of transcription by RNA polymerase II. NCBI's taxonomy places the organism in Eukaryota, Metazoa, Chordata, Aves, Passeriformes, Passeridae. The record is from RefSeq and is a predicted model, not a curated record. The transcript has 15 exons.